AGGUAUCAAUUCUUUUCUGUGGACUGUACAACGCUCACCGCCGGCCUACCUCUUUGGAACGAUCCACGUCCCUUACACCCGCGUCUGGGAGUGGAUCCCCCCCAACAGCAAGCUGGCAUUUACAGAAAGCGACAGCGCCAUCUUUGAGCUGGACCUCACAAACCCAUACACAUUGACUGCCCUUGCAGAGUGCCAGGUGUUGCCUACCGGUGAGUUCUUUUCCCGUUUUGACGUCUUGUCAAAUUUACUUCCGGAAGAACUUUACUCCCGUCUGCAGCGCCAUCUUGAAUAUGUCCGGACCAGCAUGCAAUCCUGGAUGAGCGACGACCAGAAACGGAAGGGGUUGUUCGCAGACUAUCUGUUUAACGCCAUUACAGGUCUACACGCGUAUCCUAAUUCUGCAGGUAACUGGCGCCGCAAAAGGCCAGUCUGGGUGAUGCUGAUGGUCAACUCUCUCACUGAGUCCGAGGUCAAAUCUCGUGGAAUACCAGUCCUUGACCUCUACCUGGCGCAGCAGGCAGAGCGGGAGGGGAAAGUGACAGGGGCUGUGGAACGGGUGGAAGAGCAGUGUAUACCCCUGAACCAGCUAAAUUUGUCCCAGGUAUUGUUCGCUCUCAACCAGACCUUGUCACAGCACGAAAGUCUCAGAGACCAAGCCUCCCCGCCACUCUGCGGUAGCGACGCUUUGAUUCAGCAUUACAACUGUGGCGAUCUUAACUCGCUUAUGUUCAGCAGGUACGACCUACCAGUUCCAGCGCUGGUCAACUCGUCCUUGCCCCCGCAAGAGCUGCAUCAGGCGCUGAUGAUAGAGCAGUAUUUCCAACAUGAGCUCAUCGACAAGAGGAACGCCCGGAUGGCAGAAAGAGUGGCCUAUCUCCUGCAGCAGCAUCCCGACACUAGUUUCUUCUUCGCUUUUGGGGCAGGUCAUUUUCUAGGUAACGAAACUGUGAUAGACAGACUUCGCAGGACAGGGCUGCGGGUGGAGCACACGGGACCAGGAGAAAACAUUACAAG
Molecule: messenger RNA, 1014 nt
Organism: Candidula unifasciata
Lineage: Eukaryota; Metazoa; Mollusca; Gastropoda; Stylommatophora; Geomitridae
Source: the annotation of a GenBank genome assembly